UCCAAGUUUCAGGCUUCAAUCUUCGUUUUAUAUUUCUGUGUUUGUUUUUUUUUUUAUCGUUUUUAAUAAUUUAACAGGGAGUGGUGUAGUAAAAAAUAUUCAUUUAUUCUUAGUUUUGUAUGUGUAUACGAUUUAUACAUUACUGAAAGCUUUACAAUAGCAUUAAAAUGACUCUUCGCUUUAAACUGACUGAAUUACAGCCUUUUAAUUGGAUAUAUAACUUAGCGCCUUGUUUCCCUGUCACUGCAUCAAAAAUAAAUAUUAUUACCAAUCCAAAGCAGUUUUAUAACACAUUGUAUGAUCGUUUUCGGAGUGCAAAACGUCGAAUUUCUAUAGCUAGUCUGUAUAUAGGUACUGGGGAACUUGAAAAGGAUUUAUUAGGAAUUACAGUAGAUAACGUUAAAAUUAAUCCUAAUUUAACAUUUAAUGUCCUUCUUGACUAUCAGAGAGGAACACGCGGUGAGAUUAAUUCUCGAAGUUUAUUCAAACAUUUUACGAAUGGCUUGUCCAAUAGAUGUAAUCUAGCUUUGUACCAAACAUCGCGUUUACAAGGUUCGUGGUCGAAAGCACUUCCAUCUAGAUACAACGAAAUUGUUGGACUACAACAUAUGAAAUUAUAUAUAUCAGAUAAUUCAGUUAUAUUAAGUGGAGCAAAUUGUUCUAAUGACUAUUUUAAAGAAAGACAAGACAGGUAUAUUGAGAUUGAAGAUGAAGACCUGGCAAAUUUUUAUUGUGACAUAAUAGAUGAGGUGACAAAGUUUAGCAAGCAAGAAAGAGAGAACAACAGUGUUGAAAAAAUUAGAAAAGAUGUGAUGAUAAAAAGUCUUAAUUAUAAUAUUAAAAAAUUAAUAACUAAAUGGAAGGAGUAUCAGUAUGCUAAGAUAUCUUCAUCCCAAGAAAUCAAAAACCAGUCCGACACAUGGAUUUUUCCAUUGAUUCAAAUGGGUGAAUUUAACAUAAAUCAGGAUGAGGAAGCUACUUGUAAAAUAAUGGAAACAGUUCCAGAAGGUUCCCAUUUAAGAUUGGCAACGGGGUAUUUUAAUUUAACAGAAAAGUAUGCAAAAAUAUUACUAAAACAUUGUAAAGCCAAUAUAAGCUUGUUGAUGGCUCAUCCAAAUGCUAAUGGAUUUAUGGGAGCAGCUGGUCCUGCAGGAGGAAUACCUCAUGCAUAUUCUUUAAUUGCAAGGGAGUUUUGGCAGCAAGUGACAGAAUACAAUCAAAUAAGCAGAGUUCAAAUGUUGGAAUAUGAAAGACCUGGAUGGACAUUUCAUGCUAAAGGAUUAUGUUUAAGCGUGGAUGUCGAGCGCACUUCGGUACGAAUUGGACCAGCUCGCAGCGGGGAAGGCAACCCCACAGAAUACAGACGUGAAAUAGUAGCAUGCUACCGUAAUUCUUUCGGUGAGUCGGGGAACCGGAGAUCCUUCCUUACCUUCCCAGUUUGUUUAUUUUUUCCGUCGUCAACAAAACAAAACAAAACGUCUUCAAAACAGUUCUUUGGCAUCAUUAUUAUUUAUUGACAUUAUUUUAAAAGAGCAACUUUAGUUUAGGCAGACUCUUCUCUAUAGAAACUGUCUUACGAACUGUUGGUAAAUCAAAAGUGCUUCUAUAUCUAGGAAGUCUAGUUGAAUGAAUAAAUGUUUGAGUUUUAGUCAAUCCUUUCCUUAUUCAGCGGCCCUACCUCUGCAAAUGUAUAUUGAGUGGUGGUGGGUAGGUGGUGAUCACUUACCAUCAGGCGAACUACCAGCACAGUUGGCCACUAUGAUAUAAAAAAACAUAAAUAAUCACAUUUUAUUAAAUGUUUAUAGUAUUUUAUAAUUUAAUCUACAAACACAGUUUUCUGACAAAAAAUCCUAACAAUCGAAUAAUUGUUUUUAUUAUUUCAUUUGCGUCUUUUUAAAUAAUACAUUUUCAAAAAUAUAAUUGUUCUCUCUAUAAUAAUAUUAUAAUGAAUACAAUUUUUUAAACGAUAUUACCAAUAUAAAGCAUGUAGAUUUAACGAGUAACAUUGAGCUAUAUACUUUUAAAUUCAUGUUGUUUUUACCC
Molecule: messenger RNA, 2043 nt
Organism: Zerene cesonia (dogface butterfly)
Lineage: Eukaryota; Metazoa; Arthropoda; Insecta; Lepidoptera; Pieridae
Gene: PGS1
Product: CDP-diacylglycerol--glycerol-3-phosphate 3-phosphatidyltransferase, mitochondrial
Exons: 6
Coding region: 168-1517 (449 amino acids)
Biological process (GO): cardiolipin biosynthetic process
Cellular component (GO): mitochondrion
Molecular function (GO): CDP-diacylglycerol-glycerol-3-phosphate 3-phosphatidyltransferase activity
Source: RefSeq, a predicted model, not a curated record